GCUCCUCCUCCUUCUCCCGCAGCCUUCCGAGCGUGGGGUCCGGCCAAGGCAGCCGCUCCGAGCUUUCGAGGGAGGCGCGGAGCAAGGGCCGAAGGGCGGCGAGCGGCGCUGGGAGCGCCAGCGGGAGUGGCCGAGGAGCCAGCAGUAGCCGCGCGGCGGGCCCGGAGCAACGCGGCUGAAGCUCCUGCAAAGUUGGGCGCGCGCUCGCGCCUCUGCGCCGGCGGACCGAGCGAUGAAGAUGGUGGCCCCCUGGACGCGGUUCUACUCCAACAGCUGCUGCCUGUGCUGCCAUGUCCGCACCGGCACCAUCCUGCUCGGCGUCUGGUACCUGAUCAUCAAUGCCGUGGUACUGCUGAUUCUGUUGAGUGCCCUGGCUGAUCCAGAUCAGUAUCACUUUUCAAGUUCUGAACUCGGGGGUGACUUUGAGUUCAUGGAUGAUGCCAACAUGUGCAUUGCUAUCGCAAUCUCUCUUCUUAUGAUCCUGAUCUGUGCAAUGGCUACUUAUGGAGCAUACAAGCAACACGCGGCCUGGAUCAUCCCGUUCUUCUGUUACCAGAUCUUUGAUUUUGCCCUGAACACCUUGGUUGCAGUCACUGUGCUUGUUUAUCCAAACUCCAUCCAGGAAUACAUACGACAGCUGCCUCCUGAUUUUCCUUACAAAGAUGAUAUCAUGUCAGUGAAUCCUACCUGUUUGGUCCUUAUUAUUCUUCUGUUUAUCAGCAUUAUCUUGACUUUUAAGGGUUACUUGAUCAGCUGUGUUUGGAACUGCUACCGAUACAUCAAUGGCAGGAACUCCUCUGACGUCCUGGUUUAUGUUACCAGCAAUGACACUACGGUGCUCUUACCCCCGUACGAUGAUGCCACUGUGAAUGGCGCCACCAAGGAGCCGCCACCACCUUACGUGUCUGCCUAAGCCUGGAAGUGGGGCGUCACUGAGAGCAACAGCUUGACUUCCAUACAUCAGAGCAAUAGUUCUUCAAUUUUACUUCUCAGAUGAGCUCUCUGAGUUUAUUUUGUUGCUGAAAUGCUACAAUUUAAAAUUUUAGAUGUUGAGACUCUCUGUAGUUUGAAACAUAUGCUUAGCUAGAGCACUGUGAUAGAGUAACUGUAGAAUUCUUUCUGUGCGAGUGCGGUGGGCUCCCCUAGUCUUUGCUUGGCAUUGAAACUAGCCAACAGUCCGGAUGAACCUUCUGUCCGAGGAGUCUGUUGUAUGUGCUGAGCCCCAG
Messenger RNA from Kogia breviceps (pygmy sperm whale), 1226 nucleotides. RefSeq names its product lysosomal protein transmembrane 4 beta (gene LAPTM4B). Gene Ontology annotation, cellular component: lysosomal membrane. NCBI's taxonomy places the organism in Eukaryota, Metazoa, Chordata, Mammalia, Artiodactyla, Physeteridae. The record is from RefSeq and is a predicted model, not a curated record.